AUGAUCACAUCAUGAGAAAAAAGAAAGACUUUUGAAAUAAAUGUAGCGCACGCAAUGCGAACAUUUCGGACAUUUAUAUUAAUGGAAUCACUCCAGUAAUUUAUGAAUUAGUCGAGCAUCAAAUGAGCAUCAAAUGAUCGAUUAUAUCUUACCUUUCUGUCUACAAUAAACACCAAUGAACACAUAUCUCGGACUCUAAGAUCGAAAUGAAGAAAAUGAAGCGAUCAGAAGUGAUCAGACGCGUAUGAUUGUAGCGGAAAACAAACGAUACUCGCAAAUUAGUCUGAGUCGUACUCAACGUCGGUUUAUUAUCUUACUGCACGCGUUUUAUGAUCAAUUACAAAGCGUCGGUACUGUCGGAGAAAGCAGGAGGAAAAAAAGAAUCCGUCAAAGAAUCGCGUCGCGAACGCAAUCGUUUUCCCUGAUCGAUGUCGCGAUCAGCGCGUUUCAAAGUCGCUAGUACGCGUACGAGCAGACGCUCGAUGAAAAAUGCGCGUGGAGGGAGCGUGUUGCGUCAAGGAUAACUGAUAUAAAGUUCACGAGUUUAUAAAACGGAGAUGAACUUACUUCAAAAGCCAGUUUUCCGAGCGACCACGCGGCCAGACACGCGAUGUUGCCGAAAUAAAGUGUCCGUUCAAAUGCUUCUCAAAAGCCAUUAUCGUCCGCCGUUUAUCUCACAGUGAAAGCAUAUGGAGAAAUCGGUCGUUUAACUAUAUAUAUAUAUAUAUAUCUAUAACGAAAAGAGUCGGAUCGGAAAUUUUUCAACAUACGUCAGUUCAACGGCGGCUCACUGAUAUCGGAUGUUAUACUUUUGUCACGCGUAACUUCCCCCGUAUUUUUUUCGAUGUUCCCUUACUGGCUCCGUACGCAUCUCUUACGAAACGAAACAUUUGAUAUUUUCGUUCAAAAAUGAUGACGCAUGACGUGAAAGAGGAUCUCGUCGUAUAUGAUAACAUAUUAACACGACGUAGGUUAUUUAACGGCGACCUUGUUUAACUACCGUCAUCGAAACUUUAAUCGGUUCCGUCAAAAAUAUAUUAUGUAUAAAUCUCAUAUUUACCGGAGCAGCGAAACGCCGCCACCAGACAGCGAAUCCGAAAACGCGCCGUUGCUCUCGUCGGAGUCUCACACGAGCCUAGAGCCAGCGGUGUUGUUUGGUGAUUCCGAAACAAGCGACUUUGAUCCGAGCCCGACAGGCUGCUCGUUCAAGUAUGGGAGCGUUGAUGCUGCUAGUAAUAGUACAAUUUUAACAGCGAUACCGAAAAAGCCACUACCUUCGAAUAAUAAAUUAUUCGUUUGUGCAGCAGAAGAUCUGUUGUGCAAUCUUAGCCGUGAGAACAAUUACGAUAGAUACAACAUCGAUCUGGUAUUAGUGGAUGAAAAGCCCGACGUGAACGAUUACAUACUCGGAGGAGAUCUCAAAACUGGUUCGCUGCAGUUUCAAUCUAACAUCGUACCGGCAUCACGCAAAGAUCUCAGGCCAAAACAGAGCUCGUUGGUCACAAUAUUUUCAAUAUGGAACACGAUACUUGGUUCGUCAUUGUUGACGAUGCCGUGGGGAAUCGCAAUGGCUGGAUUCUUUCCUGGAAUCAUCAUUAUUCUAAUGAUGAGCGGCUUAUGCCUGUACACUGCUUAUCGUCUUAUAGCCGUGUACAAGUAUCAUGGUGGCGGAGAAAAUAUAGAAGUUGUAGACUUGAGUCGAAUAUAUCUUAACAAAUGGGCGGAAUAUAUUGCCAAGAUCUUUAGUAUUGCUGUACUGAUGGGCGCGACUAUAGCUUAUUGGAUAUUAAUGGCUAAUUUUCUAUAUAAUAGUGUUAAUUUUAUUUAUGAUAACAUAGCUGGUUGGUCAACAUAUUCUGUACCUGAGAAUAUUUCACAUAUAGAAGUUUUAUGCCCGAAGAAAGAGCUCCAUGGUGAUAAUGACACUAUUACAAUCCAUGAAAAAUCAUUUGAUACACUAGGACCAGCGUGGGACCUACACGCGACAGUGCCUGUAUUUUUAGGAUUACUGAUAUUUCCUUUACUGAAUUUUAAUAGUACGACAUUUUUUACAAAAUUUAAUUCUCUCGGAACAGUAUCAGUUAUAUAUUUGGUCGUUUUUGUUAUGAUAAAAUCCACAUCUUGGGGUAUAAAUAUGAAUGGAAUAGAAUGGAAAACAAGUUGGAUAAUACGGCCUACAUUUCCAGUCCUUACAGGGAUGUUGUCGCUAUCGUUCUUCAUCCAUAAUAUUAUAAUCAGUAUAAUAAAAAAUAAUCACAAUCAAGAAAAGAAUGGAAGAGAUUUAACUAUAGCAUAUAUUCUUGUCACAGUAACAUAUAUUAUAAUAGGAUUGAUGUUUUACAUAUGCUUCCCUCUACCUAAAUCAUGCAUUGAAGAUAAUUUAUUAAAUAAUUUUCAAAAAUGGGAUGGCCUUACUAUAGGUGUUCGUAUAGUACUACUUUUCCAGUUAUUGACUGUUUAUCCUUUACUAGCAUAUAUGUUACGUAUCCAAUUACUCUCAUCAAUAUGUAAAACAGUAUGUAAUAGGAGUUUAGUGCUUGUUGUUAAUCUCAUAUUAGUUUCCAUAUGUAUUUUGUUUGCAAUGUUUAUGCCAUAUAUUGGAACUAUCACUCGAUAUACUGGCGCUUUAAGUGGAUUAAUUUAUGUUUUUACCUUACCAAGUUUACUGCAUUUAUCAAUCUUGAAGAGACAAGGAAAAUUAACUAUAUGCUCUGUAUUAAUCCACUUAAGUAUACCUGUUAUUGGAAUUUUAAAUCUUGUUCUCCAAUUUUUUAUUACAGAUAAAUGAUCAAAUAAUUAAGUUAUGAUAGAUUAUAUAACAUGCAUAUACAUUCAUAAUUUUUUUAUAUAAUGUU
Harpegnathos saltator (Jerdon's jumping ant) is the source of this 2855-nucleotide messenger RNA. RefSeq names its product sodium-coupled neutral amino acid transporter 9. Gene Ontology annotation, cellular component: lysosomal membrane. Gene Ontology annotation, biological process: amino acid transmembrane transport. NCBI's taxonomy places the organism in Eukaryota, Metazoa, Arthropoda, Insecta, Hymenoptera, Formicidae. The transcript is spliced from 12 exons. The coding region runs from base 1040 to 2788 and encodes 582 amino acids. The record is from RefSeq and is a predicted model, not a curated record. Gene Ontology annotation, molecular function: L-amino acid transmembrane transporter activity.